GCACCAGCAAACCAAAAAGGAGACGACGAAGAACGAAAAAUUCGAACGAGUGAACCGCACAGUUUCAAGAUGGUGUUUUCGAAGUUUGGUUUUAUUUUGCUAAUGGCAGCCCAUUUCGCGCAAGGCGACAUCGGCAGCCUCAUGUUGGACGAAACGAUGGAUCUGGAAGCCUAUCAGCCAAAUCGCGAUCUUCCAAUACAAAACUCGAUCGAAACACAUCCGAGGAGACAUUCAAAAUCUAAGAGAAGAAUGAAACGGAGGUAUAAAUGCUACAGUUGCGAGCCGCCUGACUGUGCGGACACGACGGCCCAUGCCCACCUGUGCCAGAACGCCAUCCAGUGCUGGAAGUCUCGGACACGUGACAACUACGGUCGGGAGAGUGUUUCCCGGGGCUGUACCACAACCCACGAACAGUUGCCACUGUACUGCAACCAAAACCUGGUGACCAGCAGCAACGGCAAUGGUGGGCCGAAGAAGCGUCACACCACCGGGACGUACAACAUCGAAUGCUGCACCGGGGAUUACUGCAACGAUGGGAACUUCCCAGAACUGCCAACGCUGCAACAUCCAGAGGACGUCAAGAAGCUUGAAACGCAAACCUAUUAUUUGAAGCUGGCGGGAGCCAUUCUUGGACCGAUAGUGGUUCUUUUCAUUCUAUUAUCGAUUGGUGUGCUGUUUCUCAGGAGGAAUCAUCACAAGAGGCUUAUGGCAUCCCGAAGCAAACAUGAUCCGGAAACGUACUAUUCCAGUGAUGAAAUUUUGAGGGCAACCAGCGCCGGGGACAGUACACUGAGGGAAUAUCUUCAACACUCGGUGACGUCCGGUUCCGGUAGUGGUCUGCCUUUGCUGAUUCAGCGAACGUUGGCGAAACAGGUGUCGCUUUGCGAAUGCAUCGGUCGGGGUCGCUACGGUGAAGUGUGGCGUGGCACGUGGCAUGGCGAGAGUGUUGCUGUCAAGAUUUUCUUCUCCCGCGAUGAGGAUUCCUGGAAGCGGGAAACCGAAAUCUACAGCACUGUCCUAUUGCGCCACGAAAACAUCCUUGGCUAUAUCGGCUCCGAUAUGACUUCCCGAAACUCCUGCACCCAGCUGUGGCUUAUCACACACUACUACCCGCUGGGAUCGCUUUUCGAUCAUCUGAACCGAACUGCCUUAACCCAUCACCAGAUGGCAACCAUUUGCCUGUCGAUCGCCAACGGAUUGGUGCAUCUACACACCGAGAUCUUCGGAACUGAGGGCAAACCAGCAAUCGCUCAUCGGGACCUGAAAACGAAAAACAUUCUCGUGCGUAUUAAUGGUACCUGUGUAAUCGCCGACUUUGGACUGGCCGUCACUCACAGUCAAACGACGAAUCGAAUCGAUGUCGGUAAUACUGCCAAGGUUGGAACCAAGCGAUACAUGGCACCGGAAGUGUUGGAUGAUAGCAUCAACAUGGAGUGUUUCGAAUCUCUCCGCAAAGCGGACAUCUACGCGAUUGGUUUGAUGUUCUGGGAAAUAUGUCGCCGAACACUGUCCAACGGAAUUGCCGAGGACUACAAGGUACCGUACUACGAUUGCGUCACGUCCGAUCCGAGCUUCGAAGAGAUGAGAAAGGUAGUCUGUGGCGAUAAUUAUCGGCCGUCGAUCCCGAACCGAUGGGUUUCCGAUACGCUCCUAUCCGGUAUGUCCAAGCUAAUGCGCGAGUGCUGGCACGCGAAUUCCAACGUCCGACUGCCGGCGCUUCGAAUCAAGAAAACGCUACUGAAACUGGCCACCUCGGAUGAAACGGUCAAGCUCAACUACGAUGGUGAAAUUUGUGUUUGAUGGCAGUUACGAUCAACGAUAUUCAUCGUUUGCGUUCAAUCAUCAUUCUCAACACUAACCAUCACCAUCCUCAUGUUCAUCGCAAGCUGAGGUCCAACAUAAGGAACCCUUGUAGUGUUAAUGACCAGAGAUCGACCAUAAAUGGUAAAAGGUAUAUCAUACUCACAUCGUCAUCAUAAUAUCAAUCAAUGUUGGUGUUUCACGAAGCAUGUGCGGUGAGUUCCAAAUUCGGAAUCAAGAUUGCUCGCGACUAGCGCGACAUGAUGAGAGGCUGUUAGAGAGAAAACUUUUGGACAAGACAUCGAGGUAUGAACGGAUUGAAUGAGUGAUUCCUUAGUGGUUCCAGUGAAUUUAUUACUGUACAUAUUUAUACAACCGUUAAAAUUAGUUAUUUAGAGCAGUUGAUGCUAAAAUAUCGAUUGCAGAUUUUUUUUAGACAGACUGACUUCUCUGCAAAGUGUCUAACAUUGCAAUAGUCUUAAUUUUAUGUUUUUUUAAACUCCUUCGAAAUUAGUAUUAAGUGGGAUUUUCGGCAUCUUCCUUCUGUCCGAGUUGUUCGCGUGUUUAACCGAUAGACGGAGACAAUUAAUCAUGAAAAAAAAAUCAAACAAGUUAGUUUAGACUUUCAUUCCCCCAAAGCCAUACAAAUCUGUCUUGUAGUUUAAGCGUAGCACCUAGUUUAGAGUAUAGAAGAGCGACAGCAAAACUGGAAUUCGUGUUUCAUAAUAAAUCAUCAGUUCAGUAUUAUUAACUGAAUGCGUAUAGGGAUUAUAAUCAGAGCAUACACAAUGAAGUGAUAGGUAUUUACAGAACAAGAUUAAAAAAAACAAACAAUAAAACGAAAGCAGUCGAUAUUAGUACGCAGAAAAGACUCAUGUCGUUUCAAAGAUAACUAUUACAGAGGAUGGUACUAAACGAGAAACGUGAUAAAGUCGCUCAUGUUGAUUGGUGACAAAGCCUACAUAAUAAUGGCCUUAUUUUGGAUGCAUUUUUUUCUUUGCAAAAAGAUUCAAAUGACUUUUUAAAUUAAAAACAUUCUUUACUGAAUUUGGCUAUGGAAAAACAAAAUUGACAGCUUUAGAGUAAUUCUCCAAGGAACCCAAUUUCUACUCAUAGUUUCUGAAUCAAGCUGUAUCGAAAAAGUAGAAAUCUAACACAACCUUCGCCUCUAUUUGUUCAACUGCGUGCAACUGGUUAUCAGUUUUAGUGUUUAUAGAUUUAACAUUUGACUAGCCCGUAAGCGAUAUAUUUAUACAAUAUUGAAAUAUCCAACAAAACACAGAAAAGCAAAUCAUUAAAGUAUAUUGUAGUCGUAGAAGUUAUACGAUAGAUUGAAAUGUUGUUUCUCGUUCGGUUAUCAGAAUCGUAUCAUGUGGAUGAAAACAUAAAGAAAAAGAUUUCCUUUUUUUCGUUCUUUUAAGCAAUUAUAACAAUAAUAGACAUAUAUUUUAGUUAAUGAUUUGA
Messenger RNA from Uranotaenia lowii, 3264 nucleotides. RefSeq names its product activin receptor type-1 (gene sax). Gene Ontology annotation, molecular function: transforming growth factor beta receptor activity, type I; ATP binding; SMAD binding. Gene Ontology annotation, cellular component: plasma membrane; BMP receptor complex. Gene Ontology annotation, biological process: BMP signaling pathway; cellular response to growth factor stimulus; dorsal/ventral pattern formation. The transcript is spliced from 10 exons. The record is from RefSeq and is a predicted model, not a curated record. Lineage: Eukaryota; Metazoa; Arthropoda; Insecta; Diptera; Culicidae. Bases 70 to 1800 code for a protein of 576 amino acids.